UUAAUCUAAAAAUGAAAAUUGUAUCUCUUGCCAUAUUUUUUGCAUCAAUAUAUUUAGUCAAGAGUGCUUCUUUAAAUAUUUUUGCUAGCAAGACCGAUUUAAAAGAAGGAGACAAUGUUACAAUAACAACCCAAGUUUUAAAUAUACCUGAUAAUCAAAUAGGUUUCAUAAAAUGGUUUUAUAAUGAAAGUAUAUUCAUAGCAACAGCAGCAUCUCCAAGUUCUUUUACAGUAGUGCCAGAAGGCAGAAUUAUUUUCGGUGACAGAGUUUCAGCUAGUCAUCAGUUAAACUCGGGCUAUUUAUUGAACUUUUAUAAUUUGCGAGCCAAUGAUUCUACGGUGUUCACAGUUACAUUAAUGCAACAGAUUGGUACAAUAGUUAAUUUUAUUAACAAAAAUUUUACUUUGGAUGUUAAAGCUGACCCAGUAAUUUUGAGUUUUCCUGAGGUGCUGUUUGUAAACGAUGGUAACGAACUGUUUGUAGAACUAACAGUAUAUGGUAGACCAAAACCUAGUAGCAAAAUAACGCAUGCAAACCAAGCAUUUAAUGCCAAUAGUUACAUUGACUUUACUAACAAUAUGUAUAAAUAUGUUUACAAUUUGAGUGCUUUUUAUGCCAAAGACUGUGGAAGUGUCUUGCUACUGGAUGUUUCUGGAAAUGGAAUAACAGUUUAUAGAAAUACAACAAUUUUUGUUCAAUUUACACCAGGAUUGAUAAGCCUUUCAUCACCAGUGGUGCAGUUGGAGAAUUUUUUCAUUUAUUUGAACUGGAAUCCAGUUCCUUCUGGAGCAUGUUCUGUUACAUAUAAUAUAGAAUUUAUUAACAACACCAAUCAGAUUGUCAAUCAGUUUUCUGAGAUUAAUACAACAUCAUUUUCAGCAGCUAACAAUGCUAAUGCAACAUAUUUUAGAAUAUAUGCUGUUUAUAAUGGUACACCAGGAAUUGCGUUUAAUCAAACUAUACCUAAUCCACAAUCAACUACUACAACUACAACAACAGCAGUUAAAAUAACCAUUCCAAGUUUAAAACCAGAAAUCAGUGCACGACAAGCAAACACUGGUUUAGGGACAGGAGUAGUAAUUGGAAUUGCAGUUGGUGCUGUUGUUUUUAUUCUUCUAAUUGGCAUCAUUAUUGUAGUUAUUGUCAAAAAAAAAACUUCUUCAUCAUCUAAGAACCAAAAUAAAAUUAUAGGGGGACCAAACAAGUCAAUCAAACCAGAUGCUUUUCCGUUAAAAGAUAAAAGAAAAAGUUCUGAUGAAAAAGAUUAUCCACCAUCUAAAAAAACUCAAGAUCCUGAUCAGAUGAUAUAUGCCCAAUUAGGUGCUGGUGGCGGCCGAACUGGUCCUAAACCAAAUCCAAUUAAUUCAAAUUAUGCUGAAAUUAAAGUUGAUGACAUGGGCUAUCCAGCUCGAGGACCAACUUCAGAUAGACUUCCUUCAAAUCCUCCACCAUAUGAUGAUGUGUCUCGUAGAUAUAGUCGACCACCUUCCGAAACAUUUGAUGAUGGAAUAAUUGUUUAAUAAAG
Molecule: messenger RNA, 1525 nt
Organism: Hydra vulgaris (swiftwater hydra)
Lineage: Eukaryota; Metazoa; Cnidaria; Hydrozoa; Anthoathecata; Hydridae
Source: RefSeq, a predicted model, not a curated record